CAACCCUUGGGACGUAAUCCCCAAUUCUGACGUCCAUCCUAACCAUUUUAAACGUCAACUACGUCCCAAGGAUACUGAAUAACACAGACCGUCAUGCGUGCAUAAUGUGUUUCCGGGUAUGUUGCAGGUGAUUACCGGGUUUUAAACAGUCGAGAGUUCUAUACAUCAAUGGGAAGACAUAACGGUUUUGGAAAGCCCUGCUGAAGUUAAGUUUUUGCUUGAAUUACUCUCGAACCCCACUGGAUGUGAGCACUCAUCUGUAUUGUUAUGCAAAGUAUUGGAAGUGUGAACCUAAGAGUGUACUUUAGAAGUCAUUGUUCAAGAAAACAUUUUUGAGAACCUUUCAGUCCCUAUGGCUUCAUGAGCCCCAGAAAUUAGUUAAGUACUGCUGAAUAACCGAAUUUCAGGGAGUGGGCCAGGGACUCAAGACAUGGAGGUCGACGGAGAGGUACUCAAACCUACAAAUGAUGCACUUCUAGAAAGGGAGGAGAGGAUUGAGGUCGGGGACAAUGGGAUGGAGAGGACCUCUGAGGUCCUAUCACCACUGGAGGCCCUGGCUCCCUCGGACAGUCUUGACAUUCAGGAUCAUGCCACCUCAGGUCCUGUGAUGACAGACCAUGGCCAUACAGAGAAGAUCCCAGGGGGAGUUGCUUUAGAGCCCCCUAUAGACUGGUUUGAACCCCUGGAGGAUGACAAUUAUGAAGAUGACACACAGGGCUUGGACAUGGGCCUUGCUAUGGGGGAGCGACACAUGAAUAGCAGAGGGGAUGCUGAAGAGGAGAGUGUUGCAGGGAGCGAAAGGAGCGGAAGCGUGGCAGGCAGUGAGAGGAACAUCAAGAACAACAACAACCUGUUUUCUGUUUAUAGGCGGAAGAAAAGAGUGAAAACUGAAGAGGGCUGGGAGGACUGGCCGGCACUUGGAGAGGGGUGGAAGCGCAAGGCGGUUGUUCGUCGCUCGGGUUCUAGUGUUGGCCAGAGUGACGUUUAUUACAUGAGCCCGAGUAAUGAGCGUGUGAGAAGUAGAGUUGAGCUUUCCAAAGUCCUGGCAGAUACUCUGGACAUGACAAUGUUUGAUUACAAAACAGGGGUGUUCAGGGGUGCUGGACAACCCAAGACACUGCGCCUGAGAAAGAACAUACAGAAGGAUCAUUCUACCUCAGUGGACUGUGGCUUUUCCUCAGAGUCCAGCUCCAUGGGCACGCCAAGCAGAGACCCCCACCUCCAACAUAUCACUCCCCCAAGACCAAACACCUCUCUCAUACAGAUAAGUUCAGCCUCUGUUGCUCAUGAUGUGGAAGGUAUGAAGCACAGUGCAACUAAACUGCCCUGGAGCCCUGUGUCAGCGCUUUCAGUCUCCAUCAAUGGGAAGGCUGGUUCAGAGCCCUCCUUUUGCGUCUGUACCAUUUGUGAUAAUUCAUACACAGGCUUUGAGUAUGAAAGACAGAUGAAGAAUCCCUGUUGCCCCAAAUGCAGGGGCAAGAAUCCAGUUUAUCAAAGAUUCAGGAAGUGGAUUCCUUGUGGUAACUGUAAGGCUUGCCUUACCACAGAGGAUUGUGGGAGCUGUGCUAACUGCAAAAAAGCGCUGAACCCUGACUCCAGAAAACCUGUCAGCUGUCGGAAACGCAAAUGUUUAUGUCCGAUCCGCAAGAAGCUGGUUGAAGUUGGUGGACAAGAGCGGGAACUGGAACACGCUGUCGUACACGUCGAUCCAGAGUAUCCCAAAUAUGCCCAAAGAGUGACAUGUCUGCACAAACCCGAAGAUCCCCAAAAGUUGGAUCCCCAUCCCAUGACGAAUUUCAAGAUUGACAGCGGAGAAUUGCAGAACUCCACUCCCCAAUACAGUGACCCCGAAGAUUUCUCUGUGAAUGUCGAUAUAGAUGAUGACGAUGAAGAGUUUGAUGGUGAUGAUGCUGACUAUGAGGCUUGGAUAAGGAAACGUAAGCGACGCUCCUGUGGGAAGUGUGAAGCUUGUAAUAGUAGGAUGGACUGUGGGACUUGUGAUUUUUGCAUAGACAAACCCAAGUUUGGAGGCAGCAAUAAGAAGAGACAGAAGUGCCGUCUGCGGCAGUGCCAGAAACAGGCCAUGAGACACUUGUUGCCCUUUCAGUUGGGUCAGACUGAUUUUGGGUCCGAAGAGGGUUGGGUGCAGCUUGGCAGGCCUAGACCUCACUUUACAUACAGUCGCAAGACCACCCCAAAGAAAAGUAAAACACCGCAACGGGAAGUGGACCUGGAUUUCACUGAUGAUAUAGACGAGCCUCUGCAGGAAGAUGAUGAUAACUCCAUGGAAACAGCACAUUGGCGCCCUAUGCUUCCCAGCAGUAGCAUACCCCAGGAUGAGAACUUCAGAAACCAGCUACCGACAGUCCAGAUUUCUCAUAUUUUACAGGUGCAUAAAGAGACUAUGGAAAUUGUCAAAAAGAAUGCGCUAAUGGAGCGUGUCCCACAUAUCCUCAACCAUUUAAGUUCUCCAGCAUAUUGCACACUGUUCAAACCGGCGGAUCCCCCAGUGCAAUAUGGUGAAACCCCAGGUGAGAAUACGUCCUUGGCAACCCCGGAUGGACAGAGUGGAAUGAAUGGAGGAAGGCUAAGUGUGGAGAAACAUGUAGAAACUCCAUCUGGAGAGCCUGAAGUAGAGGAGGUCACACCUAUGAUCACUCAGAUCUUCAGUUUGGCUGACAGUGCAGGAACAAGUGGGAUCGACCAGGACCAUGAGUUGCUAAAGCUACUGGAGUCCCUGCGCAGCUCUGCACUCCCCACACUCUGGUUUGCCAUAAUGGUGGAGGGCCCGAUGCUACAGCUACUGCAGUGCUCCAAGCUCUCCCACAUGGUGGACACAACUGUCCAGAUUGACCUAGGCUUCUGCUAUCAGAUCUGUGUACAGGGCCAACAGCUGCUCCUCACCCACCCGCUGUAUGAAGCUCACCCAUCUGGCCUGACCUCUGUGCCCCAGGUAGUGAACCUGCUGCUAGAUCUGGAGAAGUACAACGUGUGCCAGGGGGUCCCGACCAAGGAGCAGCCAUUCAGCCAGGCUCCAAUUAUCAUUGAGCGGGCAUCAACCUGUGACUUUCUGGUACUUAAAGAAACAGAGCACUGUCCGAAGUGUAAGGCCUUAUCGUGUAGCUAUUAAGAACAUUUGAUGCCGCAUGGUCACUUAGCAGGAGAAAACUAACAAGUGGCCACUACACACAGCAUCACACCUCUGCCCUCACAAAACAUCUCAAGUCUUUGCUGGGGAUGGACAACCAGGACUGGUUUACACACUUACCACUGGACUUUGCAAUUAAAUGUAAGAAAAUUUGAAACGGGAUGUUUUAUUGCCCUUUUCAUAAGUAUAUCUUACAAAUAAAUGUACAAAUCAUUAUGUUUUUUAAAGCCUGCUUUUUUGCAAUAGCUUUUCAGGUUGAUUGAGGCACUACUAGUACAGAAUACAGAUAUUAUAGCUUUCAGCCGCUCUCUGACACCCAAUGUGAGCCGUGUGUCCCGUUAAUUUUUUUCUUGUUUAGUUCUCAAUGUGGAAGGUCACCGUGCAUCCACAUUUCCUCAUGUAGAUAGAUAUUAAGUGGUUUAUCUUGGUAACGUAAGCAACCUUCAGACAAGUUAUUGAUCAUAAGCACAUGAACAUUGUUCGAUUAGAUCAUUGAUUUAUAAAUUAAUCAAUAUGUGAAACCAAUGUCCCACAUGAAGACCUAAAUGGAUGGGAUUAUUACAUUCUGUCAACCGUUGGCUGAUCCAAUGUUGUUGUUUUGAUAGCAGGGGUUCCAGAACCUCUUCUAGAGGGUGAGACAGUGAUAAUCCUUAUAAGCGUCAUCUUCCCAUUGCCACUGUUAAUCAUCAUCUGAAGAGAACCACAGCCAAACGGCUUGCUUGAUUUGAAUUACACCGUCGGUAGCAUGUUAUAUCUUUCACUGCUCGUGGAGAUUCUGUUAAGUAUCUACAGUGAUGUUGCUCUAUUCAGACACAUCUGAAAAAUACAGAUGUGCUCAAAUUGAAGCAUUAGUACUUAGUUCUCUGCAAAACUGUUUUCUAAAACAUUUAUUUUACAUUAAAUGUAUCUGCAUUUGAAAAAAGUGAACACUGAAAUGAUUCUGUCAUGACCUGUGAAUUCUAUUCCUAUGGCUCUGAUCCUUUCUUUUUACAGUCUAUGCUCUGGUCAGUGUGUUGUUCUUUCUACUUUAGACCGUUAUUCCAUAUAGUUUCUUUAUAAGGUUUGGUAUCAUGGAGAAAUAUGCGUUUGUAAAAUGAGCAAAUUCUGCUGAUUUUUAAUAAAGCCUAUUUUUCCAAAUGUAA
Messenger RNA from Oncorhynchus keta (chum salmon), 4290 nucleotides. RefSeq names its product methyl-CpG binding domain protein 1b (gene mbd1b). The record is from RefSeq and is a predicted model, not a curated record. Gene Ontology annotation, molecular function: DNA binding; zinc ion binding. Bases 431 to 3130 code for a protein of 899 amino acids. The transcript is spliced from 18 exons. Lineage: Eukaryota; Metazoa; Chordata; Actinopteri; Salmoniformes; Salmonidae.